This is a messenger RNA of Chanos chanos (milkfish), 779 nucleotides long. RefSeq names its product RAB26, member RAS oncogene family (gene rab26). The transcript is spliced from 9 exons. The record is from RefSeq and is a predicted model, not a curated record. NCBI's taxonomy places the organism in Eukaryota, Metazoa, Chordata, Actinopteri, Gonorynchiformes, Chanidae. Gene Ontology annotation, molecular function: GTP binding; GTPase activity. The coding region runs from base 1 to 765 and encodes 254 amino acids.
AUGUCAAGGAAAAAGGCACUGAAAGGAAAAGGGAGUGCAAGCACUCCGACAGCUUCCCCCAAGAGCGAAAAGGAGAAGGGAAAAAGAGGCAAAGGAAGCGCGGGAGCUCCUACCCAGUCGAACGGAGUGGUCCACCCAACGCGACCUUCUCUAAGCAACAGUGGGGAAUUCUAUGAUGUUGCCUUCAAGGUGAUGCUAGUUGGAGAUUCUGGGGUGGGCAAAACCUGUUUGUUGGUUCGCUUUAAAGAUGGGGCUUUCCUGGCAGGAAGCUUCAUCUCUACAGUAGGCAUUGACUUCAGGAAUAAAGUGCUCAACAUUGAUGGCGUGAGGGUCAAACUACAGAUUUGGGACACAGCGGGACAGGAACGCUUUCGGAGUGUGACACACGCUUACUACCGCGAUGCUCACGCUCUUCUUCUACUAUACGAUGUUACAAACAAAGCUUCCUUUGACAACAUUCAGGCUUGGCUCACAGAGAUCCAUGAGUUUGCCCAGCAGGAUGUGGUGCUUAUGCUGUUAGGUAACAAGGCUGAUGCCACACAUGAAAGGGUUGUGAAGAGAGAGGAGGGUGAGAAACUGGCCAAGGAGUUCGGGGUUGCUUUCAUGGAGACCAGUGCUAAAUCUGGCCUGAAUGUGGAGUUGGCCUUCAUUGCCGUGGCAAAGGAAUUGAAACAUCGUGAGAUGAAGGAGCCUAAUGAGCCAAAAUUUCAGUUGCAAGAGUAUGUCAAUAAGGAGAUGAAGGGCGCUGGCUGCUGCCGCUUCUAAACGCUAAAGAGUAU